GGGCACCCAGAGGAAAUCCCCCGAGGGUGCUCCGCGUCACUGCACCAGGUUGCCUAGCACCACUGGGACAGGGGAGGGGAAGCCGGAGAGCGAGAGAGGCAGAGUUUGCAAGUGUUGUUAUUCCCCACACACCCCCUUUGACACAUUGGCCGGUUGGAGAGCCAGACGGUGCUGCAGAACCUCACCGAGGAGAAGGAAGAGAGGAGGCAAAGCGCGAGCAGCGAUGGAUUUGGAGGCCGGUGAGCUGGAGCUCCAUUUGGUGCAGGAUGUCCAGCUGACCAAGUGCAUGCGGCUGCGGGUGCAGAGCCUCCAGCAGAAGAAUGAGAAGCCUCAGGACGGCGAGAAGCUCCUGCAGGCCAACGAGUUUGUCUACCGGGUGGACUUCUCUCGCCAGCACGGCCUCCGCUUCCUGCGCUGGGACGUCGCGCUGCAGAAACCAGGGAAGGUGACCAUCAUCGGCACCUCCCAGCACUGGACCCCGGACCUCACCAACCUCAUGCGGAGGCAGCUGCUGGAGCCGGUGGGGGUCUUCUGGAAGAAGCCAGGCUCCCAGGAGUUGGAGUGGAACGAGGCCGAUGCCCUGGAAUUCGGGGAGAGGCUGGUGGAGUUAGCCAGGAUCCGGAAGGUGAUGUACUUUCUCCUGGCUUACACCGACGGUCUCGAACCGGCCCAUCUCAAGUGCUCGGUGGUGUUCAAAGCCUGACCCAUCCUGGCCUCCUGGCCUGUCUCGCCCGCAGCUGCUUAAGGUUUCCUGUUUCCAUCUCCUCCUCUUGGCUCUGUGGCUCUUGUUUGUUUGAAGCCAGAAAAGACAGCACUGCUGAAAGGCACAGUUGAUUUCCUCCUCCUCCUCAGGCGCCUGCUCAGUUCCAGGACCAGCUCCGAUGACUGCAAAAGUUCCUUUAUCUUGCAGGACCGGCAAGCCUGGUUAUUUUAUUUUAUUUUAUUGCUUCUGUAAUGUAGAAGACCAGACUUGCACAUGAGCAGCUUUUGACACUCUUACAUGACAUGUCCUGCAGAAUUCAGAGAAACAGCAAGUGAUGCAGCUUAUGUGGCAAAGUUUCCUGCUGAGAGGGGAGAUGUGUCCCCCUCACCCCACCCUGACCACUGACUCAAAAAAAUCCUUAUAAUCCUGAUACAAAAGGCCCCAAGACAAUCUCAGAAGCCUACACAGCAAGGUUGGAUUCAGUGACCAAGAGCACCCGGAGUGGCUGACACCCUCUCUCCCAGAGCCUGGGAACCUGCACAGCUCUGAAUGCCCUCCUGAGUCUGGAGUAUAUCUGCCAUAAUGGAAUCCAGGACCCCAUGUGGGACCCUGAGGAUUUUAAUUUUCUUUUGCCUCUUUCAAAGCAAGCCUCUAGUCCUCAUGUGUGCUGGGAGAAAAGUGGGGGGAAAUAGCUUGAUUCUAGGGAUCAGGACCUAUUGGCUCUGUUACCUGUGUUCCCCAUAUCCACAUCCUUCAAGAGUACCAUUUUCAAUGCUGCCACCACUCAAUUAGAGCACUUCCAUCACACAAAGUGUUACAAAUAUAUGCCCCAACACUGCUUAGCAUCCUUGUGAAGUAGAUACCAUUUCACAAAUUAGGAACUGAGGCUCAAGGAGAACAACCUGGUCUCCCGGUGAAUCUGUGGCUGGGGUUGGAUUUGAACGCAGCUCUCCCAGGAUUAAGUCCAUCCUCCAAAUCAUAUCAGCGCUGUUUUCCCUCUCUUGUAUCAAGGAGAAUAAAUUCUUCGCUGCUUUUGGAAAACAAAAGAACUUUUCCCAGUUGUACAAGGUGUAUAAAAAUUCUAUAGAUGUAAAGCUAUUUUAAAAAAUAUAUUUAUUUAUAAAUUGGAGCCAUUGAGACUUAAUGGAUUUUAUUUUUCUUGCUGAACCUGCUGGAGGAAGAACCAAAGUCUGCUGCUUAAA
Messenger RNA from Rhineura floridana, 1905 nucleotides. RefSeq names its product olfactory marker protein (gene OMP). The record is from RefSeq and is a predicted model, not a curated record. Gene Ontology annotation, cellular component: neuronal cell body; nucleus; axon. Lineage: Eukaryota; Metazoa; Chordata; Lepidosauria; Squamata; Rhineuridae. Gene Ontology annotation, biological process: signal transduction; sensory perception of smell. Bases 224 to 703 code for a protein of 159 amino acids. The transcript has a single exon.